AUGAAAGCUUUGGUUUCGAAUCGGAGCAUCGCCGCCCGGCUUUUCAACCACAGCACUGGAAAAUCAGGCUUCAAAGGCGCUCACGUCAUCGAUGUCCCCAGGCCCAAGAUCACAGGACAGGAGAUCCUCGUCAAAGUCAAGGCCGUCGCCCUAAACCCCAGCGACUACAAGCACAUCGACGUGAUCUCCCCCAAGAAUUGCAUCCUCGGGUGCGACUACGCCGGGGAGGUCGUCGAGGUCGGGCCGUCGGCGAAAACGUCUUGGAAGGUCGGUGACCGGGUCGCCGGCGUCGUCCACGGCGGGCUCUACCGCGAUCGCGGCGCGUUUGCCGAGUACCUCAAGACGGAGGCCGAUCUGGCCUGGAAGAUCCCUUCAGGUGUCAGCGACGAGGAGGCAACAACCUAUGGUGUUUCGGCUGUGACGGCCGUAUUGGCGCUGAACGUUCAUCUCGAUAUCCCUUGGCCCAACGAGACAAACCAGAGCCAAGAACCGAAGCGGACGAUCCUCAUCUACGGGGGUUCUACGAGCGUUGGGCUUUUUGCAAUCCAGCUUGCCAAAAGGGCCGGGUAUACCGUCGUGACCACGGCAUCGCCGCAUUCCUACGACCUAGUCAAGCGGUAUGGCGCCGACAAGGUCUUCAACUACCGAUCGGAGAGAUGGGUAAAGGAGGUCUCUUCGGCCUACCCAGACAUCACCCUUGCUCUGGACUGCAUCUCCGAGAAGGGCUCCGGCCCAUCCACCGCCCAAGUGCUCAAGGCAAAAGGCGGGAAGAUCGUGACCUUGCUGGAUCAAGGAGAGUCAAACGUCCCUGGCGUCAAAUACGACAUGAUCAUGCUCUACACCGUGUUUGGGAAAGAGUUUGCCUGGCUGCCGCCAGUGGGACCCAAGUUUCCAGUCGAUGUGGAACACCGAGCGGCCCUUGUGCGGUUUUAUGCCAGUCUGCCGCAGCUCACCGAUGUCGUUAAGCCACCCCCUAUUGAAGUGUUCGAUGGUGGAAUCGACGUCCUGCUCGAGAAAGUGGACCUUCUACGCCAAGGGAAAGUGUCUGGAACUAAAUUGGUAGUCAGGUUUUGA
Colletotrichum higginsianum IMI 349063 is the source of this 1074-nucleotide messenger RNA. RefSeq names its product TOXD protein. The record is from RefSeq and is a predicted model, not a curated record. The transcript has a single exon. Gene Ontology annotation, molecular function: oxidoreductase activity, acting on NAD(P)H. NCBI's taxonomy places the organism in Eukaryota, Fungi, Ascomycota, Sordariomycetes, Glomerellales, Glomerellaceae. The coding region runs from base 1 to 1074 and encodes 357 amino acids.